Messenger RNA from Mucor mucedo, 654 nucleotides. Its product is annotated as glycoside hydrolase. The record is from RefSeq and is a predicted model, not a curated record. Gene Ontology annotation, molecular function: calcium ion binding; mannosyl-oligosaccharide 1,2-alpha-mannosidase activity. Bases 1 to 654 code for a protein of 217 amino acids. Gene Ontology annotation, cellular component: Golgi membrane; endoplasmic reticulum. Lineage: Eukaryota; Fungi; Mucoromycota; Mucoromycetes; Mucorales; Mucoraceae. Gene Ontology annotation, biological process: N-glycan processing; carbohydrate metabolic process. The transcript has 3 exons.
AUGGUUGAAUCGUUCUUUGAACAACGGCCUAUAUUCAUCAAGACGCGACAGCAGAUCCGACUAGAGAACGGAGGGUUACCUGAUGCUCAUGUGCUCACUCCCAAGGAAAAGCAGCAUUAUAUCAAGGACGCCUUUAUGUUCUCCUGGGAAGGAUAUCGGAACUAUAGUUGGGGAUAUGAUGAGAAUAAGCCUGUCACUAACCAACCUAGAAACACUCGAAACGGAUGGGGUGCGACGAUUGUGGAUGGGUUGGAUACACUGUACAUCAUGGGCUUAAAAAAGGAAUUUAAAGAAGCUCAAGACUUUGUAUCGCGUAUCGAUUGGAAUAAAGUGAGUGAAGAUGAACCUGUGCAAUUAUUUGAAACUGUAAUUCGUUAUGUGGGUGGGUUAUUAUCCGCUUAUGAUUUAUCAUUGGAAAAAGUCUUUGUUACAAAAGCAGUGGAAUUAGUGGACAAGUUGAUGCCGGCAUUUGAUACACCCACAGGUAUUCCUUAUCAAUAUAUCAAUUUUACCACGGGUGAGCCUAUCAGAGGAGCAUCGGCUUGUUUAGCAGAAAUAGGUACAAUUCAACUUGAAUUCACAAGACUAUCUGAGAUCACUGGUAAUUGGAAAUAUCAUUAUGCGGUUCGUUGGUUAUAUAUAUAUAUACAAUGA